AUGAUAAUAUUGAUCAAAAUAAAUAGUGGAAUAGUGCCGCCUUUAGGUUGUGUGUACGUGCGUGUGUGCGUGCACACGCGCGCGUCCAACUUUAUCCCGGAAAAUUUUAAACAAAUCCCGAUAUCGUUUCCCGUUGAAAGGUUUUUUGCAAACGUGUCUUCUGGCUAUCUUAUUACUCUUUCCCUCUGGUGUCACAAAAACAUUUUUUUUUUAUUUCGGUCUGUUGACACGACGACAUUUUCACGACUCUUUUGUUUGUAA
This is a messenger RNA of Pediculus humanus corporis (human body louse), 261 nucleotides long. RefSeq lists its product as uncharacterized. The record is from RefSeq and is a predicted model, not a curated record. The coding region runs from base 1 to 261 and encodes 86 amino acids. The transcript is spliced from 3 exons. Lineage: Eukaryota; Metazoa; Arthropoda; Insecta; Psocodea; Pediculidae.